GCUCGGGCCCAUCCUUCUCUCAGAAAAGUUUUGAAUCCUCAAACCAUCUUCAAACCAAAUUCAACUUCAUAAAGUCCCGGCGGUGUCGAUAGUUUGCUUCUAAACGCCACAUCAACUUUCUGUUGUAAGAAAGAAGAAGAGGAGAAGGAGGAGUGGCAAAUGAUGCGAAGUUUUUGACCUCCCUGCAGCUGGUGUAAUUGAAGAUAUUGGACUAACAAAAUGCGUUCAAGUGUGGAUGGACCACCAUGCCCCCUUGGGAACAGAGACACUAAUAGCAGCAGCAACAAUAACAACCGUAACAGCAGUGGAAACUCAGGCUCCCAGUAUGCACUGUGUGCUUUGGGAGUUGGACUUAUCGCCCUUGGUGUUGUGAUGAUUGUGUGGAGUGUGGUGCCUGCAGAUGCAGCUGUUAAUGGCAGCAGCACCAGUCCAGGAGGAGGUAAUGUCAAUGAUCGGAGGAACAAAACGUCCUCUGUGGCAUUUGUGUUGGCGGGAUCUGGGGUGGCUUUGUUGCUGCUGUCAGUGUGUCUGGGAAUGAGAAACAAGAAGCGGGAGCGGAUGAGGCUCCAGGAGGCCCAGAAUCAGAGGGAAGAGGCCGUAAGGGAGCAAGAAGAAAGAGAAACUGCUGAGGAGCAAGCCCAACGGUAUUCUGUACCCACAUAUGAAGAGGCAGUAAGCAGUGGCCAGUACCCUGUCCGUCAGAGCAACUUUCGACCAAGUGUCAGCCAGCUGCCAUCCUAUGACGACCUAGUCCAAGUCGAUGUUAUACAGUAUGAGAACGAGAGGUCAGAGGUGACGACUACUGUAUCACAGAAUGUCCCAGCCUCCAGUGACCCUCCUGCUGCUGUUUCUGCAUCAAGUCAAAGACCACGGAAAAAUAGCCGCAACUUCCUCCCUAUCAAGAUCCGCAGAAUAAAGUCUGAGAAGCUGACCAUGAAAAACACUGAUAACUCUCAGCCGACAGCAGGACUCAGUAUUGAACCUCUCACUCCACCACCGCAGUAUGAGGAUAAAGUGCCUCCGCUUUAAGAUUAAGUUGAUCGUAUUUAAAACAGUGGAGUGAAAUUCGUGGAAUUCCCCAUGAUGAUCUUUUGUGGAUACAGAUCUGCCUUGUUAGGCCAUGCCUGAAGUAUGGUUUCUUGUAGAAAGCUUUCUUGUUCUUUGUUAUGGGGCAGAUGAUCUGUUGACAUUCAUCUUCAUGGCUCUUAACUCUAGAGUACCGAACAGAAGACUUUUUAUCAUGGCUCUUACUGGAUCCUUGAAACAGAAAUGGACAAUAGCCGGAUCCUUCCUUAAUGUGACAUAUGCGGUCAUCCUCUGGCACACUGGAUUAAAAUGGAGAUUUCUUGUAUGUUAUUUUAGGUUUCUAUUAACACAAUAAUCUAAUAGGAUGAGUUAACAGAAGAGAUCAUGGAACAAAAGUGAGUGGUAUCAUUGAGGAUUUGUGUGUACCUUUAAACAGAUAUGUGCACUCAUUUUAUGAAAUAGUGUUUUGCAAUGUAAGGCUUGGGAUCAGUGUUGCCUAUGCUUUAUCAAAUGUAAGCUCCACAGAGAGUGGCUAACCAUUAUUUGUAUUGUGGUAUCAUGCUAAAUGCAAAAAUGACCAGCAAAUCUCCUGGUUUAUGGUUUAUUUUUAUAAAGACAAGAUUAAACUAUCUACAGGUAUGAGUGGUCUAAGGCUGGUCGAGUAAUAGUGGGACUGUGGGCAGUCAGAAAUGGUCUAAAAUCAAUUAACUUCUGUAUUGGGGAUUAGAUUUUAAUAAAACUUGACACAAACAUGUAUUUCUACUGUUUCUAACAGUUUUGGCCAGAAUAGUGAGUCCAAAAAGGAGAAGAAGAAGAGAAAAAAAACACCCACAAAAUACUGCUCUGAUAUGCAAGCAAUUUAUCAAUUUACCACAGUUAGCUUCUUAGCACGCAGCUGCUAAGCUACAGAUGGCAUCUACAGAACAAAAAUUAAAAUUAAUUUGAGGUAUCUGUCAGGCUACGGGAUAAGUGCCUAGUUUUUACUUUUUGUUAAGCUCUUUUUUAGAUUCCGCCAUCUUAAAAAUAGCUGGGUCUUUAGCUUGCUAAAUGCUUAACUCCUUUGUUUACUUUCUGCUAUUCAUAGCUGCACUCAAGUAGCAUGUUGCCAGCAUGUCUGAGUAGACUCAUCCAUCUACAUGUUUAUUCAAUAAACUCAAAAACAUAUAAAAAUAUCAGAGUUGGUUAUUGAGGUACAACUUAAAUAACUUAUUGUCUGAAGUAGUUUGAUAUUUAGGGGAUGGGAUGUUAUAUCUGUAUUUUAUGAGUGAAACACAUACCAACGAGCACAGCAGUAGUGGUAACUGUUACUGGUCGUUACUGAGGUCAUGAUUGGUUACCAUCUAAGAGAUGCACUAAUGCAAAGUAAGUAAUAUAUGAAAGUAAAAGCUGAAACACUUUACGCUGUAGCCAUGGUGAAUUGUGAAUGCAGAUGUGUCUCUUCUCUCUUUUUAUUUAUUUAUUUUUAUCCAGGAUGACCAACAAAAACUCUCAUUGACUGUGCAGCUGCACCAUGAUAGCAGUAGCUUUUGCUGACUGCCCUGCUGAUCACCAUUGCUUCAGUGGGGAUCAGGCCUGAAGUCUGACAAGUCAAGACAGGAUUGCUUAACUUACAGCCAUGUCUUCACUUUAAAACUACACAGAGAGUGAGCAGAAAGAGAAGAGAGGAUUCUCAAGAUUUAAUUUAGAAAAAUGUCUUGAAUUGCAUAGGUGAUUACUUAAUACCUGCCAGCACACUCUCCUUUCUUCAUUAUGCUUAAGUAUAAAUAGGUGAAGCCAAAGAAACAGACUUAUGUUAUUCAGUUCAUUGUUACUCAUUUUGUGAAGUUGCACAGCUAAAGCUUUUCCUCUUUUGCAAGAGAAAAGCCACUUUUCAUGAAUACUGUCAUCAUCGAGUCAUCAUUUGUAUACAAGCUUCCCCAUUGUUGGAAAGCAAACAAUAAGUUCACCCUGUCUCAGUUCAGGGUUCCCAUCAGAAUUCAGCUACAUCACCUUUCAUCUUUCUUUCAGACAUAUUUCAAAGCUUAAAAUUGUCACAAAGUGGAUUGUUUUGUUUUUGUACUGCUGACAUCUGUAAUGUACCUCAUUUAAAAAUGACCAAUUGACUACAAGACUGAUUCUAUAACUUUGCUGUCAAAAUGUUUUACAUUGAUGAAUGAUUGUGUUUUUAUUUAGUAGUGAAUUACUUUUUAAUGCAGAUGUGUUUCAGUCUCCUUUAAUGUUUUUUUCUGUAUUUUUUACAUCUCAGAUCUGUCUCUUUUAUUUGUACUGUGAAAAUCCCAUUUUCUAUGAUGAAUCUUGUUGCAAAAAUGUAGUUUUCUUUUGCGAGUUUGAAAACAUUUA
Molecule: messenger RNA, 3366 nt
Organism: Melanotaenia boesemani (Boeseman's rainbowfish)
Lineage: Eukaryota; Metazoa; Chordata; Actinopteri; Atheriniformes; Melanotaeniidae
Gene: tmem51a
Product: transmembrane protein 51a
Exons: 3
Coding region: 220-1029 (269 amino acids)
Source: RefSeq, a predicted model, not a curated record